Messenger RNA from Racocetra persica, 409 nucleotides. The record is from the annotation of a GenBank genome assembly. Lineage: Eukaryota; Fungi; Glomeromycota; Glomeromycetes; Diversisporales; Gigasporaceae.
AUGAUUUUUCAUACUCCUUAUAGUUUUCUUGGUACCCCAAACCUUAACUUUGCUAGUUCGAAUGAGAUGGCUGAGGCCUUGAAAAGUUUAACGAAUUCAAUUGAUAAACUCAUGACCCAACUUCAAGAUCAACAAAGGUUGCUAUCUCGACCUCAAUCUGGAAAUUUUGCUCUAUCUACUAUAAUAUGUUUUACUUGUGUUAAUAAUCGACCGCCAGUAACUAAUAAUAAUCAAGGUGUUAAUAAUAAUAACCCUACGCUUAAUAGAAAUGAUUCUCAAGAAGCUCUUCAAGCAUUAUUGGCAUUAAUGAAUAAUAAUCUAGGUGUUCUUAAUAAUGCAGGAAAUCAAGCUUUAUAUUUAGGGAUUCUUGAUGAUAAAUUGUUAUUUUUGCCAGCCGAUAGACCAAUUU